AUGACCUUGGAUGCUGCAGCUGGUAGUGCAUUGAUGAACAAAAGUGUACGAGAUGCAAAACAGCUCAUAAAGGACAUGGCACAGAACCAUUUCCAAUGGUCAGGUGAGCGCUCUUUACCCAAAAAGAACGGGAGGUAUUAUGUAGAUGCAUUAGACCAUAUUACUUCUAAAGUAGAUGCUUUAUUUCAAAAUUUUGACAAGAUGAGCAUGAAUUCGGUAGCAUCUAACUCUACUAACUGUGAAAUAUGUGGUAUCAUUGGACAUUCUGCUAUGGAAUGUCAGAUUGGAAACUCCCCUUCUCCUGAUGCACCACUAUCUGAACAUGUUAAUUAUAUGAAUAAUUUUAAUCAAAAAGGGGAUCCAUUUUCAAAUACGUACAACCCGGGGUGA
Molecule: messenger RNA, 390 nt
Organism: Asparagus officinalis (garden asparagus)
Lineage: Eukaryota; Viridiplantae; Streptophyta; Magnoliopsida; Asparagales; Asparagaceae
Exons: 1
Coding region: 1-390 (129 amino acids)
Source: RefSeq, a predicted model, not a curated record